AUGGACAAAUCCAAACCCCUCGCCUCCCAGUCCGCCGACGACAUGCCCUCCGACCCCCCGCCCGACUACGCCACCGCGGCCGGCGAGCACGGCCUUCUGCCCAUCCGGCAACCCAACGGGCCCCCAGCACCAGCACCACCUGCGUCAUCCGCACAACAACAACAACAACAACAACCGCCGCGCCGGCCGCCACCGCCAAACGCCGCAGCACUCGACCUGCCCAUCCUCAAGUACAUGCGCACGCACCGCGUGAUCCUAGCCUCAGCCUCGCCGCGCCGCCGCGCGCUCCUCGCACAGAUCGGCCUGCCCAACAUUGAAGUGUUACCCAGCCUCAAGCCCGAGAACCUGCCCAAGGACGAGAUGGGGCCCUUCGAGUACGUGUCGGCGACGGCGCAGCAGAAGGCGCUGGACGUGUACGAGGCGGCCAUCGCGGCGGCUACAGAGGCGGCGCUGACCAAAAAGAGCGGUGACAAGAAUGGUGGUGACAAGAACGGUGAUGGGGAGGUCAAGGGUGAUCCGGACCUCGUGAUCAGCGCAGAUACCGUCAUCGUGACGCGCGACGGCGCGAUCCUCGAAAAGCCCGCCAGCGAGGCGGCGCACAGACGCAUGCUCCGCACGCUGCGCGACACGCGCGUCCACCGCGUGCUGACGGCCGUGUGCGCCGUCGCGCCGCGCGCCGACGCCGGACACCCCGGUUACGAGAUCUCGACGCACGUCGAGGAGACCAAGGUGUUCUUUGCGCGCGAGGACGACGGGCUGCCGGACGAGGUGCUGGACAGCUACGUGCGCACGCGCGAGGGCGUCGACAAGGCCGGCGGGUACGCGGUCCAGGGGAUUGGGGGAAUGGUGCUGGUCGAGCGCGUCGAGGGAAGCGUGGAUAAUGUCGUCGGGUUGCCGGUCAGGAAGUGUCUGCAGCUUUGCGAGAAGGUGGUCUUUCGGCAGGGCGAGGAGGAGGAGGGGGAGGAGGAUGAGAUUGAGGGGUGA
Molecule: messenger RNA, 984 nt
Organism: Anthostomella pinea
Lineage: Eukaryota; Fungi; Ascomycota; Sordariomycetes; Xylariales; Xylariaceae
Source: the annotation of a GenBank genome assembly